Pelagomonas calceolata is the source of this 4372-nucleotide messenger RNA. NCBI's taxonomy places the organism in Eukaryota, Pelagophyceae, Pelagomonadales, Pelagomonadaceae. The record is from the annotation of a GenBank genome assembly.
CUGUAAAAGGCGCGAGGAGCGGCGGGCCCAGCGUCCUCAUUGGGGCGUCGAGGAGCUACCAGCGACCUUAUUGAGAAGGGCUGCCCAACAGUAGUGGCUGCCACGCAAAGGGCUGCCCUCGACACCAAUGGGCCGGCCCAGGGAGCACCAGGCGCGGUCGCGGCCGCAGCAGACGAAUCUGUACGACGCGCUGCACCGACGAGAAGCGAGGAGACGCCCGCCCCAGAACUUCGAGGAACGUAGGGUAGGUUCUCUGUCGGACGAGGUCCUCUGGCACGUCGACGACGCGUACCGCCAGAAGGACUCGAGGGUCAACGCCAUGCUCGUGGACCCGCGCUCACCUUUGAGACCGUUCAUGCCCACGCUGGAUCAGAGGAGGGGCUUUACUCCCGCGCGCAGUAGGAGGGGCCCGCGGCCGCGGACGUCUUCCGUAGCACAGAGGGGCGUCGGCCACGGCUACGAGACGUCCAUGAAUUUUAAAAGGAUCGCUCAUAAGUCCCAUCCGAGGUUGAGGACGUCGGAAGGUGUGCGCGUGGCCCAGGACGUUCCCACGAAAUCUUAUCUGCGAGGCUUGCACAAGGGUCCUGGCCAAUACCCAGUGGUCUCGCCGGUCAAGCAGGCUGACGACGCGACGGUCGCUUCAGCAACAUCAGCUCUGUCGCCCAUGACGACGGCCUCGCAGUUCCCCUCCGACCUAUUAUCUUUUACGUCCGAGAUCGGAGCAUCUCGAUCAUACAGGACUGGUCUGAGCGGUACGGGUUCGAGAUUUGCUGUGGACGACCAGUCGACGGUCUCGGCGUUCACCACCUUCCCCGAGGAUUCUAUUUACUUGAAUAAACCCCCCGCUCAGUUACCAGACGACGACAAGAGCGAAUACCAGUUAACGCACUGGCAGGUGCCCCAGCACGGCGACUACUCGCGACCGUAUUGUACGGCGUGCCAUUUCACGGACUGCGAACGUUGUACGUACUGCUUCUCCCACAAAUUGACACGAACGCCGAGGAUGCACAUGGAGCGCCUUGGGGAAGCUCUACUACAUAUGAACCCGGACAUGAUGGGCAAGGAGAUGCUCCACAUCUUGCAGAGGUAUGCGAGGGCGGACAAGUUCGCGCUCGACCUCAAUUGGAGGCUAGGCUGGGUGCCGCCCGAGGGCGCGUUUUGUAACGAACAUCAGAAGACCAUAGACCACCUAGAAGCUAUCGAGGCCGAGGCGUCGCUCAAGUACGAAUCUACGCUGAAAGAACUCCAGAAGGAAAGAAAAAUGCGGCAAAAGGCGGAGAAGGCCUGUGAGAAAGCGACGCAUGCCUUGGAACUGGAACACGUCGAUGAAGGUGACCUCAGACAUCUGUUAAAAAAGGUGACGAUGCAGUUCCACGACUUGGAGCAUCAACACCAAGAGGUCGUGGAAGACCUGAAGCACAUGAAGGUUAAUGUGGUGAAAUGCAUGAAGAAGGGCUCAGUGGAGGAGAUGCGGGGCGCGUUGCAUCGCUGCGUGCGGAAGCUGGAUUCGGGCCACACCGAGGUCCACGAGCAUGUGGAUUCUUCUUCCCAGAUAUCUGUCGAGGUACACCACGAAUCUUCGCAAUCUGUCAAUCCUGGUGAGUUGCGAGCGUUGUACGCGGCGCAAGGUGAUUCAUUCGGGGAUCGGGAGUGGAACGCCUUGUGGGGUGCUGACUUUGGGGACCAAGGGUUGGAUGAGCGAACUACAAUGGGAAGGCCUCAGACAGGUACCAGUGUUCAGAGGCAGGCCUCGCCCACGCCCAUGGUACAACAUUCGUUCGAUCUCAAGGAGGCGCAGGACGCCGCCGAAAUACUUAGACAAGAGCUGAGCAUCCCCGACGCGCCCUGGGAGACCAUUUCCGAGGUGGCUGGUGGGACGCAUGGCUAUCCCGAGAUGGCGGCCGAAGCAGCGGAAGAGGUGCGGCCCCAGUGCGGCGAGGUCCAUAGUUAUGACUGGGACGUGUUGCGAGGUUUUGGGGAAUCUCAAAGCGGCGGCGGCUGUCGCAUGACGAAUAGGGACGCGGCGUUACAAGAACGUAAAAGGUUAAAAGAGGCCGGCUUCGCUAUCAGUGAUGAGGACUUUGCUACACUAUGCCAAAGCGGUGAGGGAGACAAGAUCGAAGCGAAAAACGCCGAGGUCAUCCGGAAAGAAUUACAAGAUAAAGGGGCACCCGUAACGGCACAUACGUGGGACGUGCUGCGAGGUCUAAAACCGAUGAUCAUCCUCCACAAGUCGCCGGAGGCCGUCGCGGAGGACAUGCGCCACACGCUGGAACACAAGGGCGUGCGGUUCUCAGAAGGUGAUUGGAAUACGAUCCGGGGCGCGACGGGGUCCGGCGCGGACGGUGCGCGGGCCGCUGAAGAAUUGCGGAGAGACUACGCCGCGAAGGGGUUUUCAUUCAGCGCGGGCGACUGGGAUAAACUACGAGGCAUGGAGCCAUCUCAGGUCCCAGAUUCCAAGCGGGAGGAGAUGUCUCAGAAAGGUGUCACGUUCACGGACAAGGAGUGGAUCAUCCUCCAAAACGCCACGAAACAGCCAGAGCAGGCCGAGGAGCUGCGACGAGCCAAGGAAUGUGAAGGUGUCCACAUCGACGCGUGGGACUGGGACCAGCUGCGAGGUGUCAGGCACGCGGUCGUCGCCGACCCCAAGACUAUCCAGUUGGAGAAGCGGUGUAGUGCCUUGAAGUCCGAGAACGAUCGCAUACGAAGGGAACUCCAGAAGCUCCAGAAGAUGCGCAACGACGUGAGGCGGCGCGCGGCUUCUCUACCAAGACCGAUGGUCCUGCACGUCAAUCAACCGGAGAAGGUGAUCCACGAAACGGAAAUUAUAGAGAAGGACCACGUCGUCGUCGUGCCCAUGGCCUCAGGUGUGGAACACCACGAGCACCUCGAAGAGCACGCCCACCUCGACUUUGCGGACGAUAGUACGCAAACGGACGACGCCGCCUUCUCUAGUUCACCAGCGAAGCCCGACGCCCACGCGCAUCAUAGGGAAGAACACGUCCAGCAAAUUGUGAAGAGUUCCAAGGGCGGGCCCCUCGGCCACUUGAUGAAGAGGACGAAGUCCUUCUCGGGGAAGCUCGAGGCGGGCGCCGGGGAGGAGGAGCACAAAGACGACCACGACGACGAGCAUGAUCACGAGGAUGAUCACGAGGACGGCGAACACGAUGAGGAGGGCGACGACCACCACGGGAGCCGACCGCACUCUGAGGGCGGGAAACACGGGGGCCGCCCGGGUUCGUCGGAGCACGGGGCGCACUCCAAGGGCGGCGACCACGACGGUGACGACCACCACGGAGGAGGCCACAAGCACUCCAAAGACUCGAAACACGGCGGCCACGCAAAGAAGCGCGGCUCGCCCAAGAAGCACUCGAAGGGCAUGGGCGACAUGAAGCGCGUCGACCUGAAGCAUUUGAUUCCGAUGCUCGGCGACAUCUACGAGAAGAAGUUGGAAAAAGAUACGUCGGAAUUGUCGGGCAAGAAGUCCAGCAUCGAAGAACGCGAGACGAAGCCUUUGGCAUCAUUCUUAAUGACCUACAUGGUCGACCACUACGGGGUGAAGAACAUCGCCAAGGCGCGAUUGAGGCAGUUUAUUGGUUCUGUGAUGCACUGGGCCGAAUCGUCUCGUAGAGUGCGGAACUUUGCGAAAUUGUGCGGCGUGUGGCCCGGUCGAGAACACGACUAUGUGCGCGACCUAGGAGAUAUUUUUCUCCACUCGUUGUUGCACAUCAUUCCCAAGGGUGCGAUCAAGGGCGUCGGCGAAAUUUUGAAAUCGCAUCCCGACGGCGAACUGAAGUGUUCGUGUAGACAAGCAGUGCACGCUUUGGUGGGCAUGGCCAAGUCGUGCAACCUGAAACAACCUAGAACGUAUGACUGCCCUCUGCUGGCGUCGUGGUUGACACCUCAACAACUACUGGAGCUCGUAAACAACUUACUCGCAUUAACGGAGGACAAGGCCUGCGACUGCGGCGCGCACCUGGGUUUUGUUUCCGAUCCUGUUGACUUAGAUCUGUUCCACGAGGUCGUCAUCGAUACGCUGAUGGACGCCGUCAGCCAGCAGGAGACCAUGCUCGCCCGCACAUUUACCAAAUUUGAAGGUUUGGAUGACGACGAAGGCCUAGCGUUCGACGAGUACGAGGCUAUUCUCAAUUGGGCGGUCCCCGCAGCGUAUACGCUGGAAGAGCGCCAGAAGCAGUUCAAGGCUUUGUUGAGGAGCGCCGGCGACGAGGAUAAUGAUGGAGACAUCGACAACGCGGGCGACUUCGCGAUCGCCGUGAUGCGGACGACGAAGAAUCCAUUAGUCCAUCCGCGGACGACGCGGCGGUACUGGAUGCUGCCGUGGGAUUUGGAGGUGUAAAACACUAGUUCUUAU